Microthlaspi erraticum is the source of this 414-nucleotide messenger RNA. NCBI's taxonomy places the organism in Eukaryota, Viridiplantae, Streptophyta, Magnoliopsida, Brassicales, Brassicaceae. The record is from the annotation of a GenBank genome assembly.
AUGCAGACUUGGAGCCCACGUCAGAACGUCUCAUGCAUUCUCUGCCAAGACCCACUGGAAACGAGAGAUCACCUCUUCUUCUCAUGUAGAUACUCGGCUGAGAUUUGGAGUGCACUCAGCAAAGGUCUAUUGGGACUGCGCUACACGACGAUCUGGGCAGAUCUAGUCACCAUUAUCUCUGAUAAAAGCCAAGAUCGUAUCAGGCUUUUCCUUGCCAGAUAUGUGUUCCAAGCGACAUUACACAGCAUAUGGAGAGAGAGGAAUGCUCGAAGACAUGGAGAGCAACCAACACCUCCAAAUCAGCUAAUCAACACCAUCGAUAAAACUGUCAGGAACCGCAUUCAAACAAUUCGAAACACGAGGGAUCACAAAUACGAAGAAGCUCUCCAAACUUGGUUUGGAACCAGAUGUUAA